Molecule: messenger RNA, 2218 nt
Organism: Dryobates pubescens (Downy woodpecker)
Lineage: Eukaryota; Metazoa; Chordata; Aves; Piciformes; Picidae
Gene: INTS14
Product: integrator complex subunit 14
Exons: 12
Coding region: 96-1652 (518 amino acids)
Biological process (GO): snRNA 3'-end processing
Cellular component (GO): integrator complex
Source: RefSeq, a predicted model, not a curated record
CCGGGGGGACGCUUUCUGCGGCGGACUUAUGGCGGCUCGGUGGGUCGCGGGGGAUCACUGUUCUCCGAGGCGGUAGCAGAGCGGAGCACCUCAUCAUGCCGACGGUGGUGGUGAUGGACGUGUCGCUCUCCAUGACACGACCAGUGUCAGUGGAGGGCUCCGAGGAGUACCAGAGGAAACACUUGGCAGUCCACGGCCUCACCAUGCUGUUUGAGCACAUGGCAACCAACUACAAGCUGGAGUUCACGGCCUUGGUAGUGUUUUCCUCGCUCUGGGAGCUGAUGGUGCCUUUCACGAGAGAUUACAACACACUCCAGGAAGCCCUAAGUAACAUGGAUGAUUAUGACAAAACCUGUUUAGAGUCAGCACUCCUGGGGGUUUGCAGUAUCGUCCAGCAGGAAUGGGGUGCAGCAAUUCCUUGCCAGGUUGUCCUUGUCACUGAUGGCUGUUUGGGGAUCGGCAGAGGGUCCCUGCGGCACUCACUAGCGACUCACAACCAGCGAAGCGAAAGCAACCGGUUUCCACUGCCCUUCCCAUUCCCGUCCAAGCUGUAUGUCAUGUGCAUGGCAAAUCUUGAAGAGCUUCAAAGCACAGACUCCUUGGACUGUCUGGAGCGGCUCAUAGAUUUAAACAAUGGGGAAGGGCAAAUUUUCACCAUUGAUGGCCCCCUUUGCCUGAAGAAUGUGCAGUCCAUGUUUGGUAAGCUAAUAGACCUGGCUUAUACACCAUUCCAUGCUGUUCUCAAGUGUGGCCACUUAACAUCUGAUGUUCAAGUGUUUCCCAGACCAGAACCUUUCGUUAUAGAUGAGGAAAUUGACCCCAUUCCUAAAGCAAUUAAUACAGAUCUAGAAAUUGUUGGGUUUGUGGAUAUAGCUGACAUUUCUAGCCCUCCUGUCCUGUCCAGACAUUUGGUACUGCCCAUUGCACUUAACAGAGAAGGUGAUGAGGUGGGACCUGGGAUCACAGAUGACACUGAAGAUGAGAAUUCAGCUAAUCAGAUUGCUGGGAAAAUCCCCAACUUCUGUGUUUUGUUACACGGCAGCCUGAAAGUGGAAGGCAUGGUGGCUGUCGUCCAGUUGGGGCCAGAGUGGUAUGGAAUGCUCUAUUCACAAGCUGACAGCAAGAAGAAAUCAAACCUCAUGAUGUCACUCUUUGAGCCUGGUCCUGAGCCCCUGCCAUGGCUAGGGAAGAUGGCACAGCUCGGACCCAUUUCAGAUGCAAAAGAAAAUCCUUAUGGAGAGGAUGACAACAAGAGCCCUUUUCCCUUGCAACCCAAGAACAAGCGCAGUUAUGCACAGAACGUUACCGUGUGGAUUAAACCAAGUGGCCUCCAGACAGAUGUCCAGAAGAUCUUGAGAAAUGCAAGGAAGCUUCCUGAAAAAACUCAAACCUUCUAUAAAGAACUCAAUCGUUUACGAAAGGCAGCUCUGGCCUUGGGCUUCUUGGACCUCCUGAAAGGUGUGGCAGACAUGCUGGAGCGGGAGUGCACCCUGCUGCCCGACACGGCUCAUCCCGACGCGGCCUUUCAGCUCACACAUGCUGCUCAGCAGCUGAAAGUGGCAAGUACUGGAGCAUCAGAAUAUGCUGCCUAUGAUCAGAACAUUGCUCCACUGCAGACAGACUUUUCCAGUAGCAGUACUGAAAGAAUGUGAAGUCUCCAUCUUCAGAAUUGCUAUAGAUGAAGACUUCACUGGUUUCAAUUUUUUAUCCUGUUUACUUUCUAGGGCCUGUUUAAUUACUGUUGGGAGAACUUCCUAUCAAAAUGGGGUCCCUUACCUGCCUCAGAGCCCUCCAAAUAAAUGUGGCUGGUUUGUGGUAGCUUUAGUCAGGCCUGGAAACUGUGAGAAGUGUCCCAAAGUCAUUUACUGUGUCGGAUGAUGGAUGGAAGUUACUCAAUGCAUGUGAGGAGACAGAAAAAGCCAUCACAGGCAGCAGACUGCUCAUGGCUUUUGGCAUCCUCAAAAUGCAGUUACUACGUAACUGAUCUCACUGGUAAAAGUACCUUAAAAGGCAGCUACUAUUCUUCAUACCCUGACUUGCCUAGUCCAAAGGACACCUGUGAGUCACUGUGCAAGAUCAGACACACAACUAAUUUCAGUGUGUUGUCACUGAUUUUAUGCCCAACAAGAACCAGUCUGUACCAUCCCAAUGAGUGAUCACUUGCACUGCAUUGCUUAUGCUUGUAAGUUACUCUGGUCAGACAUGGGUUUUAUUUGUG